Danio rerio (zebrafish) is the source of this 1820-nucleotide messenger RNA. RefSeq names its product v-akt murine thymoma viral oncogene homolog 2, like (gene akt2l). NCBI's taxonomy places the organism in Eukaryota, Metazoa, Chordata, Actinopteri, Cypriniformes, Danionidae. The record is from RefSeq and is marked provisional. Gene Ontology annotation, molecular function: protein kinase activity; kinase activity; nucleotide binding.
GAAUUUCCACUCGAUCCGGAUCAAGACGCGAUAAAUGAAGCGCGACAGCUGUCAGUGUGCUCAGACACAGCAUAAGCAGCGGGAGAGAUGCUGAAUCAGCGGUCUGUGUGCUAAACUACCGCCCGGCGCUCGUAGUAAACAGGAGUAGCUGAAGGCUGUCAAUCACUCUGAAGCUCCGCCCAUCAUGACAGAGCUCAGUGUGGUGAAGGAGGGCUGGCUCCUUAAGAGAGGUGAGUACAUCAAGACAUGGAGGCCGCGGUACUUCAUCCUGAAGAGUGACGGCUCCUUCAUCGGCUACAAGGAGAAGCCGGAGCUGACGGACCAGAGCUGUGCACCGCUCAACAACUUCUCUGUGGAGGAGUGUCAGCUGAUGAAGACGGAGCGUCCGCGGCCGAACACCUUCAUGAUCCGCUGCCUGCAGUGGACCACCGUCAUUGAGCGCACCUUCCAUGUGGACAGCAGUGACGAGAGGGACGAGUGGAUGCGAGCAAUCCAGAUGGUGGCCAAUGGGCUGCAGGCGCGGGAUGUGGACGAGCCAAUGGAGAUCAAGUACAGCUCUCCCAGUGACGCUCUGGAGGACAUGGAGAUGUGUCUGUCCAAAUCCAGCUCCAGAGUGACGAUGAAUGACUUUGAUUACCUGAAGCUGCUGGGGAAGGGCACGUUUGGGAAGGUGAUUCUGGUGCGGGAGAAGGCCUCUGGGAUGUACUACGCCAUGAAGAUCCUGCGCAAGGAAGUGAUCAUCGCGAAGGAUGAAGUGGCGCACACAGUCACAGAGAGUCGAGUGCUGCAGAACACUAGACACCCCUUCCUUACGACCCUCAAAUACGCCUUCCAGACUCAUGACCGUCUGUGUUUCGUGAUGGAGUACGCCAACGGUGGAGAGCUAUUCUUCCAUCUGUCUCGUGAGCGUGUGUUCUCUGAGGAUAGAGCUCGCUUCUACGGCGCUGAGAUCGUCUCUGCUCUGGACUAUCCGCACUCACAGAACGUGGUCUACAGACACCUGAAGCUGGAGAACCUCAUGCUGGAUAAUGACGGACACAUUAAAAUCACAGACUUCGGUCUCUGUAAAGAGGGAAUCACAGACGAGGCCACCAUGAGGACCUUCUGCGGGACCCCAGAAUACCUUGCGCCGGAGGUGCUGGAGGACAAUGAUUACGGCCGUGCGGUGGACUGGUGGGGUCUGGGUGUGGUGAUGUAUGAGAUGAUGUGUGGCCGUCUGCCGUUCUACAGUCAAGACCACGAGCGUCUGUUCGAGCAGAUCGUGAUGGAGGAGAUCCGCUUCCCCCGCAGCCUGAGCACACACGCCAGAGCACUGCUGACCGGCCUGCUGAGGAAAGAGCCCAAGCAGAGGCUCGGCGGAGGCCCAGAUGAUGCCAGAGAUGUGAUGAUGCACAAGUUCUUCAGCGGCGUUCAGUGGGACGAUGUGCUGCAGAAGAAGCUGCUGCCGCCCUUUAAACCGCAGGUGACGUCAGAGACGGACACACGCUACUUUGAUGAUGAGUUCACUGCGCAGAGCAUCACUGUGACCCCUCCAGACAAGCUGAGCUGUCAGGACGUGGAGGAGUCUGGGCCGAUCGCACAUUUCCCUCAGUUCUCCUACUCCGCCAGCGUCCGAGAGUGACGCCUCAUCCCCAGGACCUCCUAUUAUGCAUCAUGAUGGAUUCCCAUAAUGCACUGCACUCUGAGGGAAGCAUAAAGUUGGAUGUGUGUUGUGUUUAAACGCUGCCGAACACAGCGCUGUCAAUAAUCAGCAGGAAAACUCUUUCUGUCAGGAUCACAGUCAGACAUGGGCAGGUAUUAAAGACUAUCAGCUGCUGUCA